AUGUUCGAUCUUUUUGCUGUGAAAGUCAUCAAACAAUGUGAUCCUCAAGAUGGUCUCAGCGAUAAUGUCCAGCUCGCCCACAAGUUGAACACUGGAAAUGGGAUCGCCAACAAAUUUGAUAUCAGUGAUUCUCACAAACGCGGUGGCAAGUUGCUUCAUUAUCGUGGCCCCUCAGAUGCUUCUAUCUCUCCGGAUGCUUGCAUUUAUUAA
This is a messenger RNA of Penicillium antarcticum, 210 nucleotides long. RefSeq names its product tannase and feruloyl esterase. Bases 1 to 210 code for a protein of 69 amino acids. The transcript has a single exon. The record is from RefSeq and is a predicted model, not a curated record. Lineage: Eukaryota; Fungi; Ascomycota; Eurotiomycetes; Eurotiales; Aspergillaceae.